This is a messenger RNA of Closterium sp. Yama58-4, 930 nucleotides long. NCBI's taxonomy places the organism in Eukaryota, Viridiplantae, Streptophyta, Zygnematophyceae, Desmidiales, Closteriaceae. The record is from the annotation of a GenBank genome assembly.
AUGUCUUUCUCGUCGCAUGCUCUCGCGGGCUUCAUGGGCGGAGCAUCAACCUUCGCAACUGCCGGCAAGGGACUGGUUGAUAAGUAUAACAAAGGCAAGAAACCCGCCCAGCAAGUCGUACCGUACGAUUCGGUGGGAUCUGGCGCCGGAAUCACCGGCUUCAACGGCGGCACCUACCAGAUUGCUGUCUCCGACGACCCCAUGACUGCCACGCAGGAGGGUAGCGCUCCCGCCAAGAUCACCGUUCCCCUCUGCGUCUCCACUUUCAGCUUCUUCGUGAACGGCGCCCCGGGCGUCGUGCUGACUGCGGCGCAGACGUAUUCCAUGUACAAGGGUGACAUCACUGCCUGGUCGUUCAUUCCCGCCGCCAAGGGCAAGGUCGCGGGUGCCAUCACCCGCGUGGCGCGCAGCGACAAGUCUGGAUCCACGGCGAUCGUGAAGACGAUGUGGAGCAAGGCUUUGGGCGCCACGUACACCGAGAACACGGACGGCACUGCCAUGACCUAUGGCGGCCUCACCAAGGUGGACGGUACGUCGGGCAUGUGCACUGCGAUCGCCACCACCAAGGGCGCCAUUGGCUACGCGUUCACCGGAGCGUGUGCCGCGCGUUUCGUCGUCUCUCUGAAGAACGCUAACGGUGUGGCUGUGAAGCCCCCUGCUUGGAACCCCGCCCUCGCCAUCCCCGCCACCCCUCCCGCCGCACCCGACGCGUCGUGGGCCAGUGUUGACUUCGUGUGGAAGGCCGGAGUUAAGACCCCUCCCAUGGUGUCCAUGGAGUUUGCCUUCAUCAGGAAGGUGCCCACCAACGCGGUCGCGAAGACGUUCAUGCUGUAUAUGAUUAGUUCUCUUUCCAAGGGUGGCUAUGGGUUCAACCCGACUCCUAAGGCUUGGAUCACUCCGUCCUUCAACAUGGUGAAGGCUAUUAAGUAA